CCAUUAUGUUAUGAUUGAAUUUAAUUGAAUUUCAAGUCAAGAUCAACGUAUCAAGUACAUAAAACACUGGGACGUCGUUGUUGAACUAUUUAGAGGUCCUGUCUGGCCUCUGGACAGGUUCUGCUUAUUUUAAUGGAGCUAUGGAGACGACUAAUCAAACUCAUUUAGGCUUAAAUAUUAGUGACUUGAUUGAUGUUAUUGACUUAUUAAAUAAGUGUGGCUUUCAAGGAACAAAGUGGCAAGAGUUGGGACUGAGGCUAGGGCUACUGAAAGAUACACUGGAAGCCAUUGAAAUGAAGCACCAUGGAGACGUGUAUCACUGUAUGACUGAAUCACUCUCCCAUUGGCUACGUAGAGCUGAUAAUGUUGACAGUAGAGGAGGAGCCAACUUGGACUCACUGUCAGAUGCUCUACAAUCAAUGAACAAGACUGCUGUCGCUGAGAAGUUAAAACAUCAUGUCUUUCUUAAUAUCCUUAAAAAUCGUUAUACUGUCCUCUUUCAGUCUCUUUGUGAUUCUGUUAGCAUUGCUUGGUCACUUUAUGCUGAACGUAUGUUAACACAAGAAGCAGUUAGUAGAGUGGUGUCAGCUAGUCCCUCUAUUCCUAAUCAACGUGAGGCUUUAUUAACUGCUGUCAGAGAAGCUGUCCACACUGAUUCUAACAGUUUACGUACAUUUGCUAAUGUAUUGUGUACAAUAAGUACUAAUGUAUCACUAGGACAAGCUCUACUGGAUGAUAUCAGUAAGUAUUUUCCUAUUCCUGAAGUAGCUGUGGUUCCUGAGACUAUUAAAGAUAGUGAUUUACUUGUAGCUCCACAAGACACAUCUUCUGAUAGUGAAGCUGCUAGUAAUUCCUUCUCCCAACCUUUAUCACCUCAAGUUGAAGUACAUGUUCCUGUGUCAAAAGGCUUACUGGCAGACUUCACCUCGAUGAGAAUGUCUUAUGGAAGAAUGUUUUACAAUGUUGGCAAGAUUAUUAAACAAAAAUCUCUUUCGUUAGAAGAAAUAAAGGAAUUUUUGUCUUGUUGUAGCACAGUUCUUGGUAAUAAAGUUGAGCAAUGUUCUGACAUUUCUAGUGUCUUGCGUCUUAUUCGUAAUGAGUGUUCACUGACUGAUAUUGAGCUCCUUCAUACUGUAGUGGAAGAAAUGGAUAUUACUGAAGCUGCAAGAUACAUCGAGGUGUAUAGAACAGAGCUAAAGGAAUUCUGCAAGUCACUUUCCAUUAGUCUUUGUUUGAAGGAAAGAUUUUCUUCCAUUCCUCAUCUUCAAUGCGAAACAGUUACUUUAAUUUUUGACUGGGAGCCCGAGGAACAUGUGCUGAAGGAUAUUAAGGAUAUACUAUCAAAAGUAUCCGGUAAACUACUGAUUAUUAAGUAUAUUGAAACCUCCACUUCAAUAUCUGUCACUUGCACCUUUCCUUUCUCUGAUGUUGGGUUUACUGUAUUGAGAAUGAUAGAGAAUAUUCAUAUACUAAUGGGACAAGGAUUAAAGAAACUGACUAUUGGUAACUUAGCAUUAUGGAGGAGACAAGAUGUUAGAAAAAAGGAACUAAAGGAAAAGGAUCAAGACUUACUGCAAAAUACAGAGGUUAUUUCUCAUAUUAUACUUAAAGAAGUUGAAUAUAGACUAAGAGAUGCUGUCAGUAGUCAAGAGAAGAAAACAAUUGAAUUGAAACAAGAAAUAUCAAUGAUGACAGUUUCAACAGUACCUGAGGAAGCAUCAUUGUAUGUCCAGAGUGAUAAAGAGUGCACUGUAUUGAGGUCUCAGUUUAAUGAGAGAAAAGAAGAAAACCAAGAAUUGUCAGAAAAACUAUCAAAAAUGAAGAUUGAUUAUUUGAGAACACUUUCUAGUAAUACUGGCUCAGCUGCUAGCAAACUAAGAAGAGGAAUGGCUCUUGAAAUUGAUGACUGCAAAUUUUGUUUUGAAGCCAUGAAAACUCCACACUAUCAGCCAUUGGUAGAUAAUGAAAAAAUAAUAGAGAAUUUACAAGAAAGAAUAACAUUAAUGAAUAUGCAGCUAAUUACUAAAAGAGAAGACAAUGAGAAGAUUAUCAAAGUUAUCAAAGAUUUGAAAAAGGUUGAUCAGAGACUGAAAGAAAAGGAACAGGAUAUUGAAAAAGAAAUGAAAAUAAAAUUCAUAUUAUCUUGUAAUCAUCCUGUUACUGGUAAAUUAACAAAUUCAUUCCUUAAAAUACAUAAAGAUGAACUACUACCCAUAGUACUGGAUAAAGCUUACAAGUUAAUGAAAUUAGCUCCUCAUAUUCCUAUUAAGAGAUGUCGUUUAGUGAAAUAUGAUUAUUCUUUUGAUGUAAUGGAACAGUCCUUUGAUAUUGAUGAAUUUCAGCAUCAAACUAUUCUACAGCUUAUGGGUAUGGAUGGGUAUUAUGAUUUAUUCUUAGAAACUCGUAAAGAAACAGAAACAUUUAAAAAAUACAAUAAUGGAGGCAUUAAAUUAAAGAUAUCAGUGGUUGAUGUGUCCACUGGUGAAGUAGGACCAGUUAAACCAAUGAGAGGUGAAAUGGGCUGGACUAUUGAGGAAUUAAAACAGUAUAUUGGUGAAGUAUUUGAUCUUAAUUCAUCUUGUAUGAGAUUAGUACAGGUGUAUGGUUAUCAGGACAUUACUUCAAUUUGUGAAGUUACAUGUAGAAAAUUAAAAAGUACUAUUGAGAAUAUACUCCAUGGAAACAGAUCUAGUUCUUACAGACAAUUUUAUGUAUCAUCAGAUCCUGAAGAUUGUGAAAAAGAAUUUGAAGAUAGUUUGAUGUACAAAUAUGUUGAUUAUUACAUCAACUGGGUACAACUAAACAUAACAUUACCUCCACAACCUGAAGUCACUUCCACUACAAGUAAUAGGAGAGAAGGAGAAAUAAUAAUGAAGAUUGUAUCAAUGAAUGAAGAAAAGAAAGGAAAAGAAAGAAAGGUACUGGUAGAAGUUGACAGGAGAAUAACAUUAGCUCAAUUGAAAGAGGAGCUUGUUCCACUGAUUGGUGUACCACCUACUGGUUUCAUAGUGUAUAGAAUCAGUGGUUUUAAAGCAAAUGAAAUGAAGGAGCUGGAUGGAACAUUAAAAGAUAUUACAUCUGGAUCAGAGUUGAUAGUAAGACUACUUGUAGGUAGACCAGCACAAGAAGGAGGCUACUGCAAAAUUAAAUUAUAUUUAUUGCAAGUUAACAAUACAGAGUUUUGUAAUUUUAUGAUGGAGUCUAUUGUUCCUAAGAAUACACCAGUAAGAGAAUUUAAGAAACGAAUUAUUGAAGAAGUAAAAGUACAAGGAAUUGACUGUAUUCUUGAAUUAGACAAAAUGAGAUUACGGGAGAAGUGGGGAGUGUCCGCCCGUGUCCUAUAUCUUGAUGAUCAGUUGAUUCAUGCUAGCAGGAGCAUAUAUGUGGAACUAUUGAAACGGCCAGAGAAGAAGUAUGGUAGACAAAGACAGGUGUAUGUUAUUAGGUGGCGUCCAUCACAAUGUUCAGUUGAUCCAACAGAAGAAAUUAUAGUGGAUAAUAAUUAUGAUUCUAAGCAUGUUAUUGAAAAGCUGUCAGACUUGAGUGGAAUUUCUGCUGAGUAUAUCACUUAUGCAAAGAGUACAUCAUUCCCAACUAAAAUAUCUUGUCUUAACAUUGAAAAUCAUUUGGAAUGGAGAUAUUCACUCAGACUGAAGCAGCACCUUUUAUUAUAUGAUGGAUGUGUCAUAUAUUACAAAGACAACAGAGAGAAGAUGAAAGAGCUAACAGAUAAAGAGAUAUCAGAAAUACAAGAAGCUGAAGAAGCAAGGUUAAAGAAAAUUAGAGAAUACACAUUAUGAACAUGACCAUUGAUUCUCAGAAUGGAUUGGCUUGAUUUUGGUGUCAUAUUAAUUUUUGUUUUUUUAAUAUGAAAUUUAAAGAUAUUGAGCUCCACAAAAA
Messenger RNA from Amphimedon queenslandica, 3900 nucleotides. RefSeq lists its product as uncharacterized. The coding region runs from base 141 to 3800 and encodes 1219 amino acids. Lineage: Eukaryota; Metazoa; Porifera; Demospongiae; Haplosclerida; Niphatidae. The record is from RefSeq and is a predicted model, not a curated record. The transcript is spliced from 27 exons. Gene Ontology annotation, biological process: signal transduction. Gene Ontology annotation, molecular function: protein binding.